Penicillium canariense is the source of this 1896-nucleotide messenger RNA. RefSeq lists its product as uncharacterized. The record is from RefSeq and is a predicted model, not a curated record. The coding region runs from base 1 to 1896 and encodes 631 amino acids. Lineage: Eukaryota; Fungi; Ascomycota; Eurotiomycetes; Eurotiales; Aspergillaceae. The transcript has 3 exons.
AUGCCCUCCCAGUCGUCCACAGAGUCCUUCCCCAGGGAAUGGGAACAGUGCUCUGACAGGAAGCCGAUCUCCUCGAACCCGAUCCUUGCCAACCUCGAUGUCGAACACAACGAACUCGCGCAGACCUGGAAAACCUUUGUUCGUCACAUCCCGCUCGAAGAUCGAGUCGAAUGGGGGCCCCAGCCUCCGUCGGCCGGCGACGUCGUCGCCCUCGUGCGCAGCAUGCAGUCUCUGUGGAAGUCCCCGCCCCGGCAACGGGUCUUCGGACCGGCCAUCACCCUUUGCGAUCGAUUUCUGCCUACGGUGGAAACCCACGCCCUCUUGCUACCCGUGCUGCCCGAUGCCGACCUCUUCCAUGCACCCCUCUUCUACGGCGUGCUACAAACCGUGAUCAAGGCGUCAUCAAACUACCCUCACGUGCUUGAAGCCCUGAUGACAGCCCUGUUGAACAUCCAUAGCGCAUUAGGGUUGCUGCCGGAAUCUCUAUCCUCCGUCCACGUGAUGCCCGUCGCCCAGAUAUACGCCUUGUGCUUCUUCUUCCUGACCGAGUUCAUGGACUGGUUCGUCCGGCGGUCCACCUGCGAACUCCUCAAGAGCCAUAGCCAGAAUGCCUACUCGGAAUUCCAUCACCUUGUCAGCUGCAUCCAGCACGAGGCCCGGGUCCUCACUCGAUCAUCCGACGCCAUGGACGUGGAUCUGGACGAAAAAUGCGACUUGGCCUACAGCCCGCGCGCCCUCUGGGAAGAGUCCCAGCUCAGCCAGGUCGGCCGCCAGGGAACGGAUCGCCGGAUCGCGGCGCAGAACACGAUCACCCGCCGGCUGAUCUGGGAGAUCCAGCAGGACGCCGAGGAUCGAGCUCGGAUCCGGGAGCAGCGGGACCAGUUGCUGGCGGAUAUGCUGAGUGCAGUCAGUGAGCGGCUCCGUCCGACCAGUGAGCAGAGCAGCGGAAUUGUCUGCAUGACCACCGCCGCGCCCGAUCUUGGUAGGAAGCCCCCGUCUGGCUCCGGGUGCGGAGCUCAGGGCGCUAAUAUGAAUCGUCUAGUGGCUUCGGCGUUUGAAUGGUCGCGAGUAUCCAAGCGCCGUCUCGCGCGCCUGGAGCUUCAAAAUGCAUCUAAACAUCUCCAAGCAUUCUUUGACACUGACGACCAGAUUGCCGACCUGGAACCCGAUGUCCAAAUACUAGCCGAAGGCAACGUGGUCACGUCUCUUCAAAAAUGGGUCACCAAUCCUCGAUCCCAGGCCCUCGCCGUCGGUGGGUCCGAGUCCAACGUUUUCCCAAACCCCACGGCUUUGAUCUCGGCGUGUUAUGCCUCAGCUGCCCGUCGAGCCCGACUGCCCGUCAUUGCCCACUUCUGUUCCCUUCCCAGUACGGAGGUCCCGGGCCUCACUUUACAUCAACAGGGCCUCGUUGCCCUCACCUACAGCCUGAUCCGCCAAUUGGUUGAUUGUCUUCCCACCGUGGUGGACAGCGACUCUCUGCUUGACCUGAGUGCCGAGCGAUUCCGCCAGCUUGAUGGCACCAUGUCCAGCUGGAAGGCUGCCUUGGCCCUUGUCGACACCCUGCUGCAUUUUGUCCCUCCAUUGCUGGUCUGUGUCAUCGACGGCAUUGACACCAUCCACGAUGCGUCCACCGACGCCGCUCUUCGGGAGCUCAUCCGCGUCGUCCUCACCCACACGCGUCACCAGCCACAGGCCGCCAAUAGCGAGUGCCCUAGCCCAACCUUCCUCUUCAAGGUUCUCUUCACGGCGGCCGGGCGGCCCAGUGCGCUGGUAGAGACCAUGUCCGAGAACCAGCUCAUCCUGAGCGAGCCGGCCCUUUCGGACGAGCCCACGGCGUCGGACACUGUCCUCCCCCUCCGAUCUGGGCGUAGUCAUGAUGAAUGCAUGAACAUCUGA